AUGAGAAUUCCACAGGUCUUUGCUUUUGCUGCUGCUGUAGCUGCAGUGACAAUUCCUCGCUCCAAGCACUCUUCUCCCAACCCACUCACAAAUGUGACCAUCUUCUCACCACCUUCCAACUACAACAUCCCACGGACGCUUUACCCGCGUAACGAGCAGCUUCCCAACGGCGACCUUCUUGCAACAUGGGAAAACUAUUCCCCAGAGCCACCCGCUGUCUACUUCCCCAUUUACCGCUCUAAGGAUCACGGAAAGACCUGGAAGGAGAUCUCCAAGGUCCAUGACACUGCCAACGGAUAUGGCCUGCGCUACCAGCCGUUCCUCUACUCUCUACCCGAGCGUGUCGGUUCAUUUAAAAAAGGCACUCUGCUUUUAGCCGGUAGUAGUAUUCCGACUGACCUAUCGUCCACGCACAUCGAUCUUUACGCAUCGCAGAACGACGGCGUAACUUGGAAGUUUGUUAGCCAUAUUGCUGCCGGAGGAGAGGCGCUGCCGAACAAUGGACUGACUCCUGUAUGGGAGCCAUUCCUACUUGCCCACAAGGGCAAGCUGAUCUGUUAUUACUCUGAUCAGCGGGACAAUGCAACCUACGGACAGACAAUGGUUCACCAGGUCUCCACCGAUCUGAAGAACUGGGGGGCUGUUGUAGAGGAUGUUACCUAUCCUACAUAUACUGACCGGCCCGGCAUGCCAGUUGUGGCCAAGCUUCCGAACGGUCAAUACUUCUACGUCUAUGAAUAUGGCUCUUUCUUCGGUACCUCAAGCUACUCCUUCCCUCUUUACUACCGUGUGUCAUCCGACCCUGAAAAUAUCGCCUCUGCUCCAGGCAAGCGUCUGGUUGUCUCGAGUGGUACUAAGCCGACAUCCUCGCCGUACGUUGUAUGGACACCAUACGGUGGUAAAAACGGCACCAUCAUUGUCAGCUCUGGAACACAGGGUACUUUGUUCAUUAACAAAGAGCUGGGCGAAGGGGAGUGGACAGAGAUUGCUUCGCCCCAAGAACACGGAUACACACGGUCUCUGCGGGUGAUGUCGGAGGAUGGAGGUCGUUACCUGAUUGUGCAUUCUGCAGGAGUGCUAAAUGGCGCAAACAAUCGGGUCUCUCUAAGUGUGAUGGAUUUGAAAGAGGUGUUGUAA
Molecule: messenger RNA, 1137 nt
Organism: Penicillium griseofulvum
Lineage: Eukaryota; Fungi; Ascomycota; Eurotiomycetes; Eurotiales; Aspergillaceae
Product: sialidase family protein
Exons: 3
Coding region: 1-1137 (378 amino acids)
Source: RefSeq, a predicted model, not a curated record